GAACAGCCGAGUCUUCGCCGAUGACGCUAUGCUCAGUGUCUGAAACCAUCGCGGUGUUGACUGUAGUUUAGUACACACGUCAGUCUCAAGUGCUCCCGCAGUCACUGGAGGCAAUACGAAAAGACUUCAGCUGGUUUUAAAAGAACCAGCAAAGUUAUUUAAAUGCUGUCUGUCUCGUCAGUUCAGGAGGGAUAUGUGUAUAUGUAUUGACAUUUUCUAUUCUCAGUUUAUAGUGUGACCUUUGAAUAACCCCUAUGUUGACUAGCUUAAAGAAAGUAGACCUUUAGUCAUUUCUAAAAAUAAUGUGAACCCUCCCUAUUGUAGAAAAAGGAAUUUGAUAUUCUGAGCCGUUCCGCGUGUUUCCCAGAGGAAUGUGAACCUGCAUUGUCUUUAACUUCCCUUUUUAUGUGGCAAUGUUCCCUAUACAGACGAGACCAUAAAGUGAUAAGAAUUGCUGCAAAUUGUGUGGGAAAACAAUUGCCCACGAUGAUUGUUAAUGACCCCCGGUGAGUGACCGCAGGAAGCUCCAUGGUGCGCCUUGAUAUGGAUUUAAAUGCAACUACAACUUCCUUAUAAUGGCCCCUCCCUGUGUCCUUAUGCCGCCCCGCCUUUUGUCAAGUAUCAACAGGCAAACUCCAGGAGUCCACACCCCGGCACGGCGCACUCACGCCUCCUGCAGCAGUUGAGAUCAGCAACUCGGAUCGGAGCCGCAGAUGUGCUGGAAUCUACUUUGCGGGACUCAUUUGUCCACAGACCUGCUUUUGAAGAGGUUCUCAUGAGCCACCAGGGUGGGGGGAUGGGACUGGGGUCCUUGUGACGCAAUCAUCCACUGCACAGGAGUUUGGGGAUGACUGUCGACACCGCCUGUUCUACUGAUAGUGACAUAAGGAGUGGCUGCUGUGGUGGUUCCUCAACAUUUGGAGUGUUACAGAUAGGGAAACUGGAGGGAAGCUGAUGCGGAAUUGCUAGUCUUACAGGUUUCAACUUGUUUUUUUCAACAAUGGACCUGACUUUGUGGCAGUACCAGUUCAGGAUCAUCAUGCUGGGGGACUCCACGGUGGGAAAGUCUUCCUUGCUGAAGCGCUACACUGAAGACCUGUUCCUGGAGUCCAUCAACCAGACGGUGGGUGUCGACUUCUACGUUCACUUCCUGGAGGUGGAGCCGGGGGUCCGUGUCAAGCUUCAGUUCUGGGACACAGCUGGACAGGAGAGGUUCAGGUCAGUGACCCGUUCUUAUUACCGCAACUCCGUCGGAGGUCUGCUGGUGUUCGACAUGACCAACCAAGCCUCCUUCGACAACAUCAAGGAGUGGCACGACGAGGUGUGCGAACGAGUGCAGCCGAACAAGGUUCUGUUCAUCCUGGUGGGGCAGAAAAGUGACCGUGACGACCAGGGGGCGAGGGUGGUGAGUGUGGAAGAGGCUCAGAAACUGGCCGGGCAGCUCGGGGUGCCCUACGUGGAGGCCUCUGCCAAGACGGGGCACAACGUGAAGGACACCUUUGAGCUGCUCACCCGGCGGGUCUACCAGGGGCUGCUGAGCGGAGAGGUGCAGCUGCAGGAGGGCUGGGACGGGGUGAAGUGCGCCGCACCUCGGGCGCUGCAGCUGCAGAGAGCCGGCCUGGCACAGCGCGACAAAGACCGCCGCAACAAGUGUUGCCGUUGAGCCGACUCCAUUUGUGCAUAAGAUGACAUUUUAACAAUUUAGUAAUGUGGGACUGAUUUUGAGAAAAAUAUUUUUGGUGUAUUCAUAUGUACAAAAGCUUUGACAUUCCUGAAAGGGCUUAAGAUUUAACUUAAGAAAUAAUGGUGUCUAAGUGAUCUUGUUGCCGUGGCGAUGUUGGUUGGUUACCGCCUCUUUGGUCCCAACGGAAGAACCUAUGAACGCGUUAAACUAUUUGAUGGUUUGCCAUGACAUUUUGCAACAUUCAGGGUCCCCUGAGGAUGAUUUGGCCUGAGUUUGUGAUCCCCAUCACCGGCGGGCUGACCCGUUGUUUUUUAUGACAACUAUCGCAUGGAAUGCUGGGAAAUUUGCUCCAGGUGUUCAAGGUCCCUUAACUUGUAAUACAGCGCCAUCAUUAGGUCAUUUACAUUUGCCCAAUUCUUUGGUUUAUGAAAACUAACAUAGAUGUACUUGGUGUUGUGCGCAAAUUGACACCCGUUGGCAUGCUAACAAGCUAAACUAAAGGUGUGAGGAGGAUGUUGAACAUGGAAACUAUAUUCGCUGCUUAACAUCAGCAUGUUGGCAUCUGCUCGUGUUUAAUUGCCGAGUCUAUAAAUGUUUCUCUUGAUACGAAACAGAUCCGUGCUUUCUUAUGCGAGACGUUAGCCAACUGUAGGAGACAUUCUGCGUCAUCCUCUGAACCCUGUUCUGCAUAAACCAUAAACAUCUGGGAUAUUGUCCAUGUUGCUCUUCCCGUUGAUUGACAGCCGUUCCAAUACAGGGUACCCCGAUUGAGUUUCAAAAUGUCCCCCUAUGACUAUUUGAUUUAAUGCUUAGGGCUUAAGUAUUUAUCUGGAAAAGGUUUUGUUGCAUCACCAGUAAUUGCACAGCAUGCUCAGUGAGUGUUUUCAGGUGCUGUAGAAUUAAUUAAAUGAAACACCUCCAGUGCCUUUGGAUAUUGUUGUUUUGAAAUGUUGAGGUUUCCAUAGAAACGACUGUCCGUCUGCCUGAUAAACAGCAACAACAAAAUAAAAAUUGUUUUCCAAAAGA
Pseudoliparis swirei is the source of this 2710-nucleotide messenger RNA. RefSeq names its product RAB42, member RAS oncogene family (gene rab42b). The transcript has 3 exons. Bases 1001 to 1663 code for a protein of 220 amino acids. NCBI's taxonomy places the organism in Eukaryota, Metazoa, Chordata, Actinopteri, Perciformes, Liparidae. The record is from RefSeq and is a predicted model, not a curated record. Gene Ontology annotation, molecular function: GTP binding; GTPase activity.